UUCUCAGAAAGUUUACAGUGUGCCAGAUCCAACAUUGGAUUUUCAAUUGAUUCCUGAUUAGGAAAAAAGAAAAUAUUUAUUUUUGUUAAAAAACAAUUAAUUACGGAAGCUUCUUUUCCGCCAGAAAAAUAUUCAAACUUUGGUUGAAUUAUAUUUAAUGUCCUUUUUGAAUCAUCAUCUCCCAUUAAAAGAUUAUUAUUUGCAUCUGAACAUUUAUUUAAAUGUUUCAUCUUCAAGCAGUCUUCUUUUGUGACUGCCAAAUCGAUUUUCUGAAUAGGAGAAAUAAUUUUAUAAUUUAACCAGUUUGUAUAAUAGGUUAAUUUUUCCAUUACUUUUGUGCAGUGCCAUCCCGAAAUUGAUUGAGUGGUAUCUCGAGCUCUAUAAACUUCCAGACUCACAUCUUUUAUCGUUUGUCUUUCAUGAACAAACAGUUCUUGGCAAUGCUCCGUUGGAUGGCCUAUAUGAUAUAUUUUAGAAUUAAUGCCAUGUGGGCAUAUCAUUGGUUCAUUACCUUUUAUUAAAGGAACAAACAAGACGAGUCCAAUCACCAAGAUCAUGAUCAUAGAGACAAAAGAAAGUCUAUCUACGAUAUUGAAUCGUCUGGUGUUUCUGAUUGGGCUAAUAUCCUUUGAAUAAUUACUUCCUCUCCAACCUCGGUGUUGUCCUCUUUUAUAAGAGUUGGAACUUCCUCUUUUAUAAGAAUUGGAGCUCCCUCUUGAUGUACUUUGAUGGUAAGAAUAAGUAUUAUGAUUUUUUAAGCUUUGCUCUUCAUCUUCAGAUUCAUCAUAAUAUAAUUUAAUAUUUUUUUGAGACAUUAAUCGAGGUUCUAUUCCUUUUAAUUUUUCAACUAUUCCAUCAAUUCCUUUUGUUGUUAUUGUUCCUUCAUUAUUGAUUAAUUUCAUUUUAAUCGCUUCUUUGCUUCCAAUUUCGUUGGAAAUAUAUUUACCACCUUUUGUUGUCCUACCUUUAUUUUGAAGGUAGAUAUUAAUUUUUUCCCAAUAAUUUAUAGCGUUGAUAUUAAAGGGCGGCGGUAAUAUUAUUGUUGUUCCGAUUUUUUC
This is a messenger RNA of Meloidogyne enterolobii, 1058 nucleotides long. NCBI's taxonomy places the organism in Eukaryota, Metazoa, Nematoda, Chromadorea, Rhabditida, Meloidogynidae. The record is from the annotation of a GenBank genome assembly.